AUGGACCAUUCGACCGAGAACUGGGAUCCGGCAUUGAUGCGACUAUUAACUUCUUUAAAAGAAGUGCAAUCAGGUGGAGAAGAUGUUGCUUUUUUGAAUGAACUUCUCCAGUCAAAGCAACUCCAUGCUCUUGUUCAAGUUCAUAAUAAAAUUGUAGCAGCACAAUGUAAAGAUGAUAAAUUCUACCCAUUAUUGUCUAAUGCAAUGCAAGUUACUUUGGAAGUGUUGCAACAGUUUAGUGAGAUUGUGACAAGUUCUAGUGAAUUUGAAGAAUUGUUAAAGUUACUUCAAAAGCCCCACUUUCAGGCAAUUCUCUGUACUCAUGAUGCUGUGGCACAAAAAGACUACUAUCCUCAUCUUCCUGACAUACCUGCAGAUGCAGAUGAUGAAGAAGAGACUGUAAAAAUUGUUCAACUUGUUAAAAGUGAUGAGCCAUUGGGUGGAGCUCAGAGUGCAGAGCCAAUAGUGGGUGCUACAAUAAAAACAGAUGAGGAGACUGGUAAGAUUGUUAUUGCAAGAGUAAUGCACGGAGGUGCAGCAGACCGAUCGGGCCUUAUACAUGCUGGGGAUGAAGUAAUUGAAGUGAAUGGUGUCAGUGUAGAGAAUAAAUCACCUGCUGAUGUUCUAUCUAUUUUGCAAAGCUCGGAAGGGACCAUAACUUUUAAGUUAGUACCGUCCUUCGGAAAAGGUGGUACGAGAGAGAGUAAAGUGAGAGUUAGAGCGCUCUUUAAUUAUAGCUCUGCAGAAGAUCCUUAUAUACCGUGCAAAGAAGCAGGCCUUAAUUUUAUGAAAGGAGACAUUCUACAUAUUGUGUCUCAAGAUGAUGCUUAUUGGUGGCAAGCGCGUCGUGAGGGCGACCGUGUGAUGAGGGCUGGACUAAUACCAUCGAGGGCCUUACAAGAGGGACGUAUUAUACACGAACGUCAAGUUGAACCACAAACAAUGGAUGGUAAGCCAGCUCUUUGUAGUCCGUCUCAAGUGAAUUCAGAUUGUGGACCAAAAACGCCAUGUUCACCCACUCCCAAUGCCGCUGCCCUAUUACCAUGCAAAUCUACACCCAAAGUCAAGAAGAUAAUAUACGAUAUAAAGGAAAAUGACGAUUUCGACAGAGAAAUGAUACCAACAUAUGAAGAAGUUGCUAGAUUAUAUCCACGACCGGGUUUUGUGAGGCCGAUAGUGCUUGUUGGGGCGCCUGGUGUCGGAAGGAAUGAAUUGCGAAGAAGGCUCAUAGCGAGUGAUCCAGAGAAAUAUGUCACGCCUGUUCCUUAUACAUCUCGUGCACAAAAACCUAGUGAACAAAAUGGAAAAGAAUAUGUAUUUGUGACGCGUGAAAAAAUGGAAGAAGAUAUAUCUGAAGGCAAGUUCAUAGAGCACGGGGAAUAUAAAGGAAAUCUGUACGGGACUUCAGCGGAAAGUGUGGAAACUAUUGUAACUUCAGGGCGUGUGUGUAUUUUAAGCCCCCACUGGCAAGCCUUAAAGAUGUUACGAACGCCGCGCCUAAAACCUCAUAUCGUAUUUAUAAAACCACCACCAUUAGAAAGACUCAUUGAAACUAGGACUGCUGCUAAUGCUCGCUCGACUUUUGACAAGGAGUCCUCAAGGGCUUUUACGGAAGAAGAGUUUGCGGAUAUUAUAAGAUCAUCGAAUAGAAUUAACUUUUUGUACGCCUAUAUGUUUGACGAAGAGAUCGUGAACGAAGACUUGGCGACUGCAAUCACUCAACUACACAAAAUGGCGUGGCGCGUGCAAUCCGAGCCGCUCUGGGUGCCGGUGGCUUGGGUGCAA
Molecule: messenger RNA, 1785 nt
Organism: Brenthis ino (lesser marbled fritillary)
Lineage: Eukaryota; Metazoa; Arthropoda; Insecta; Lepidoptera; Nymphalidae
Source: the annotation of a GenBank genome assembly